AUGCACGCCCGCUGCAGGUUUACGAUCGGCUGGCGUCGAAAGAGAAAGGCCAAGUUUCGCCCUGCACCCUCUCCCACGGCCGCAUCGCAAGGCGGCAGCAGUGCCGCCAGCGGUCGCUCACUGGUGACGCCCCUGGAAUCGGCAGGAACACCACCGAGCGAGCGUUCACCACGAGACGCGACAGAGAUUACAAGCAACGAUACUCCGAACUCCGAGGAGGCAGUCGCGCUUGGACUGGCAAAGAACGGCCUCUUCCGGUUCUUCAAGGAUGGCAUCUCGUCUUCCACCUGGAACGUCUUUGACAGCUGGGAUCGAAUGAGAGUGGUUUAUGUCGGCACACAUGUGUCCAACAUGACUCACCUCAUCCACCUUGACCAGCCGAACUCCGCGUGCCUUGUCUUCCCAUUCCCGCAGAUUCACCCUCCACUGAUGUUGAAGCCCGAUGUCGCGCAGAGCGGUACUGCCGCAGACAUCGUCCAGGAUGUGACUUCUCUCCCUGCCAAGGACGUGCGAGACAGCCUCGUCGAUUCCUACUUUGCUGACAUCAACCCACUUUUUCCCGUCGUUGACGAGGCCGCUUUCCGAGCUCGAUACGAUGGUGCGGACGGGCAACCGCCGCUGAUGCUCCUGCAUGCAGUGCUGCUGGUUGGGGCACAUGUAUCAACACAUCCUCACGUAGUGCCAGUGCGCUAUAUGCUCAAGGCGACUCUCUUUCGCCGCGCCAAACAGCUUUUUGAUAUGCGCCACGAGAGCGACCGGGUGCAUCUGGUUCAAACUGCUUUGUUGUUUUCCUGGCAUCUGCAAAAUGGCGACACAGCAAGCUCAGGUGGCUAUUUCUGGGCCGGCGUGGCCUGUCGCAUUGCUUUUGGCAUUGGCAUGCACAGGAACCUUUCGGUCACCACCAUGAGCCCAAAUCAGAACAACAUGCCCAUCGAGGACCGGCGUCAUUGGAGGCGCGUGUGGUGGACUUUAUUCCAGGUGGAUGCACUCUCGGCGCUGGAACACGGGCGGCCACCUAUGAUUCGGAUUGAGGACUUUGACCAGGCGCCCUUGGCGGCUGAUGACUUCAUUGAGUCCAAUGGCGUUCUGAACAGAAAGCUCAAUCUCGACUACUGCGCCCGGAAUAUUGACCUUUGUUACAUAGUUCUGGAUAUCGUCGGUCUCAGUGCGCCGCGCGUCUCCCAGCAAGCCAACCUUGUCGCACAGGCCUCAUCACUGAAUGCAAGACUGGUCUCCUGGAUGCUGGAUUUUCCACCAUCAGCCAACACCGAUACCUUUGCGGACCUGAAUUUACGGCUACACUACCACACAGCAGUGCUCCAUCUCUACAGACUCAUGUCGGAUGACGGUCCCUGUCCAGAACGCAUCAGGCACGACUAUCUAAGCAUCGUGAGCGGCUCAACAACUGCAAUCAUCUCAACCUUUGAGACGGUUCGGGCGAAGAACAUGCUAUACACACAUCGAAAGAGAUCCAGCGCCAGCUAG
Molecule: messenger RNA, 1485 nt
Organism: Purpureocillium lilacinum
Lineage: Eukaryota; Fungi; Ascomycota; Sordariomycetes; Hypocreales; Ophiocordycipitaceae
Source: RefSeq, a predicted model, not a curated record